CGUAAAGAUAAUCUCAUUGCCAGAGAACGUGAAGUUCAGAGUCAACCAGUGACUGACUGAAGGGCGUGCAAAAUGGCAGCAGAACCCGAGCUGCAGGGACCCCAACAUUCCUGACUCUCAGUUCAGUUCUUUAUUUCCUGAAAUGUCAGGUAGAGCAGCUCUGGUGAGACUAGGGAAAAUGGAGGCGUGGCCCCGGCGCUCAGGAAGUUCUCAAAUGAAAGAACUGGGGUCCAGAGGAGAGGUUGAACAAGAAAGAAGUGAGGCGGGAGGGCAGAGAAGGGAAGGAAGAGAAAUGGAAAUCAGGAUGUGCACGUCGAACUCGCCAAGCACAUUGUCUCCUCGGAGCCCUAGCUCUUGCUGCACCCUUUACCUGGGAUGCUCACUCAGAAGUCUACACCAGCUCAAGUUUCUGCUCAGAGAAAACUACUCUGACACCCCCAGGUGGUCAUCAUUCCGUCGUCUCUUUGUUGUUUUUAUUUAAUAUGAAAGCACUUAUUACCACCUGACGUAUGACUCCAGGGAUUCUUAAGCUGGGGUGUGAUUCAUGAAUGGGCUCAAAGAAGUCUGUGAACCUCCUGAAAUGUUAAGUAAAAUUUAGCGGAUGUCAGAAAGAGUUGACUGGUUACAAAGCCAAAAUGGAGUAUGCAAAGUUGAUGUCUAUUCACCUGGAGACAGCCAGCCCCAGGACUGGAAAAUGUCGGAUGAAUCCUUGUCUAUUUUUAAGGAAGCCUCAACUGAUCCUAUCAGAGUGCUCAGCUGGCUCCGCAGAGACCUGGAAAAAAGUACAGCAGGAUUCCAAGAUGUUAAGUUCAAACCUGGAGAAUCCUCCUUAGGUGGGGAAAUGAGCAACUUAGGAGACCCCUGCAAGGGUUUCUCUGUGGACUAUUACAAUGCCACCAACAAGGGCAGUCCAGGAAGGUUGCAUUUUGAGAUGACUCACAGAGAGAACCCCAUCCAGGGCCCCAGUGUCCAACUUGGUAAUGGGAGUUCAGUAGAUGAAGUUUCUUUCUAUGCUAAUCGCCUCACAAAUCUAGUCAUAGCCAUGGCCCGCAAGGAGAUCAAUGAGAGGAUAGAUGGUUCUGAAAACAAAUGUGUCCAUCAGUCAUUAUACAUGGGAGAUGAACCCGCGCCCAACAAAAGCUUGAGUACGGUGGCAUCAGAACUGGUGAAUGAGACUGUCUCUGCAUGUUCCAAGAAUGCUACCUCAGAUAAGGCUCCAGGCUCUGGUGACAGAGCCUCAGGAUUAUUACAGAGUCCCCCAAAUUUGAAAUAUAAGACCACUCUGAAGAUCAAGGAGAACACCAAGGAAAGCAAGGGUGCAGAUGAUAAGCCUCCUUCUAGAAAGUCUUUCUUCUACAAGGAGGUGUUUGAAUCUCGUAAUGCAGGUGAUGCCAAAGAGGGUGGAAGGUCCUUAUCUGGGGAGAGAAAGAUGUUCAGAGGACAAGAAAGGCCUAAUGACUUUACAGCUUCCGUUAGUCAAGGGAUCAUGACCUAUGCUAAUAGUGUGGUAUCUGAUAUGAUGGUGUCCAUCAUGAAGACACUGAGGAUCCAUGUGAAGGACACAACCAUUGCCACCAUUCUGCUAAAGAAGGUACUGCUCAAGCACGCAAAAGAGGUCGUCUCAGAUCUUAUUGACUCCUUCAUGAAGAACCUCCACAAUGUCACAGGGACCCUCAUGACUGAUACAGACUUUGUCUCAGCUGUAAAAAGAAGUCUGUUCUCUCACGGAAGCCAGAAGGCCACAGAUAUCAUGGAUGCCAUGCUUGGUAAGCUAUACACUGUAAUGUUUGCAAAGAAACCUCCUGAAAAUGUCAGGAAAACUAAGGACAGGUCUGAGAGUUACUCCCUUGUCUCCAUGAAAGGAAUGGGUGACCCUAAAAACCAAAAUGCAAACUUUGCAGCCAUGAAAUCUGAAGGUAAAUUGAGGGAAAAAGUGUACUGUCCUGCAUCCAAACCUGAGGAGAAGUCUUGUGUUGAAACUCUGGGUGAACACAUUAUCAAAGAAGGAUUGACACUUUGGCGUAAAAGUCAGCAAAAAGAAGGAAGAUCUCCAGGUUUCCAAAGGGCAACAUUUGCAGCUCCCAACAAACAGUACAAGCCUGUACCAGACAUUCCUCUGGACUAUCCUUUGGAUACUUCCAACCUCAGCCCCCCUGUGCAUCACCAAGAGAAACCUGAGAAUUUUAUGUGUGAUUCAGACUCCUGGGCCAAGGACCUGAUCGUAUCUGCCUUACUUCUGAUUCAAUACCACCUGGCCCAGGGAGGAAGCAUGGAUGCACAGAGCUUCAUUGAAGCAGCUGGCAGUACCAACUUGCCUGCCAGCAAGUCCCCUGUAGUUUCUGAUGAGUCCAGCCCCAAGUCUCCUCAAAUGGGAGGUGACCAAGAGGAAGCAGAAAAGAAGGAUCUGAUGAGUGUUUUCUUUAACUUCAUCCGGAAUUUACUUGGUGAGACCAUUUUCAAGAGUGACCGUAGCUCUGAACCCAAGGUGCCAGAAAAGCCAAUUAAGGAAGAAUGUAGCCACCAGAGUGAAAGACCUGUAACCCCUUCUCCCAUCAAAUUAAGUGAAGGUGAUGAGGCUGGUGGUCCCUUUGCUGGGCUGACCAAGAUGGUUGCUAGCCAGCUAGAUGGCCACAUGAAUGGGCAAAUGCUAGAACAUCUGAUGGACUCAGUGAUGAAGUUAUGUCUCAUUAUUGCCAAAUCCUUUGACUCUCCCUUGGCAGAGCUGGGGGAUGAUAAGUCUGGGGAUGCAAGCAGACCAACUUCAGCCUUCCCAGAUAGUUUAUAUGAGUGCUUACCCGUCAAGGGCACAGGGACAGCAGAGACUGUCCUGCAGAAUGCCUAUCAAGCUAUCCAUAACGAGUUGAGAGGUAUGUCAGGACAGCCCCCUGAAGGGUAUGCAGCACCCAAAGUGAUUGUCAGCAAUCAGAGCCUAAGUGAUACCGUUCAGAACAAGCAACUCCAAGCCGUACUUCAGUGGGUCGCCGCCUCUGAACUCAAUGUCCCUAUUUUGUACUUUGCUGGUGAUGACGAAGGAAUCCAGGAGAAGCUACUUCAGCUCUCGGCUGCUGCUGUGGACAAAGGACGCAGCGUAGGUGAGGUCCUGCAGUCAGUGCUGCGCUAUGAGAAGGAGCGACAGCUGGAUGAGGCGGUGGGAAAUGUUACUCGACUGCAGCUGCUGGACUGGCUGAUGGUGAACCUGUAAUCGGCGCCCACCUACUGCUCUCCCCUCCCCCUCCCUUAGUAUCUCCACAGCUCCGCUCUCCAUAUCCUUACAGAGCCCUAACAUUAUCUUCAUACCACUCACAUCAAAGACAUGUCAUCUUAUGCUAGCCACUGGAUUUUGCAGAUUUUCCUGUCCAUGCAAGCAAGGACACAAGAUUAAAAAAAUUACAAUUAAAGGGCUCCCAGUGUUUGGUUUCCUUGGGAUCCAAUGGGACAAUGAGGUAAAGAAACUUCAGGGAUUAAAAAAUUAUCAGAUGGAUAGCAGAAGAAAAAUAAUGCUGUCCUGAGAGGCCCUGGCUAAGGUCAUUCAUCCUAUUUCUAGGUAUCUGAUCUAGUCCACAACUUGAAGAUCCCCUGCCUUAAAGUGUUCCUAAGAAUAAGCAGUUACAAUUUAUUUUAUAACCAUGUAAAUCACAGCAUAUUCUCUCUUCAGCCUAAAUCAUUCUAAUUAUGAUAUUGAGGACAUGGCUGCUUCUCCUGUCUCUGUAGAGUUGCAGAACACUUGUCUCCCUCUACUUUAUCCAUGGUUGAACAUAGCUAGUGUCAAAAAAGAUCCAGAAGAUCUGAGUUCUAUUGCCAAUUCUGUACUUUUCUGGCUCUAAGACCUGGGACAGGUCCUAGGAAGUCACCUGUUAUGACACUUCUCCCAUUUAAUAUCCAUAUCACCCCACUUAAGAGGGCAUUUUCUAUUCUUAUCCUGACCUUUCUGUGGAGUUUUAUAUUUUUUAUCUUUCUAGAAACUUUCUCCUUUGGUUUCUAAUUUUUGGGUUGUUUUGUUUUGUUUUACAUCUCUUGGGGAUUCUAGUUAACUCCAUCACCCCCAGCAUAUUUAUCUUUCCUACUUUCUUUUGACCCUCUGCUAUUCUCAUUCUGUUUCACCUCUCCUGGGUGAUCUUAUCCAAACCCACUGCUUCAAUUAUCUGGUGUCCUCCUUCAUGAAAUAUUACACAGUAAUUAAAAUAAAAACUAGAAAGCCAGGUAUAUUUUCCAUGUUGUUUAUGAGGUUAUGAUCUUAAGAAGUUUCUUAUAAAAUUAUAUCUGUUCUACAAUUAGAAUCAUAUAGAGAUUAUAUAUUCAUAUAGAGAAGAACUAGAAAACCAAACAAAGGAGAUUUUGAGGAUGGUGGAUGAGUGAAUAUAUCUUAUUGUUUAUUCAGCUACCCCUCCUCUGGGAAAUACUCUGUCCCCUACUCUGUGGUGCCACCAUCUUCACAGUGUGGACUUGCGACCCAACCCGUCCAAUCACAGGAUCCCAAUAUCUCAGACAUAGUGCCUGGUUCAAGCCCAAUCAUUUCUGAGACUCUCCUGCCAGCACUGCAUCUUUUGACUGAACAAUGGUGGUCACUUUAACUUCUGGGCAGAACUUGUCUUUAGAAUGAAAACCACAAAAAGAAGCAAGGCUGAGGGGGAAUCUGAGCCCUAUGACCUUGUCUGAAUUUUUAGACUCUACAAUGUCUGAAAUUACACUUAGCCGUCCUGAUUUCCCAAUUAUAUAAACAAAUGUCCUUUGUUGCUUAACCUAGUUACAAGCUAAAUUCAGUGAUUUUAUCCAAACCCACUGCUUUAA
Messenger RNA from Enhydra lutris kenyoni (northern sea otter), 4788 nucleotides. RefSeq names its product A-kinase anchoring protein 3. Lineage: Eukaryota; Metazoa; Chordata; Mammalia; Carnivora; Mustelidae. The record is from RefSeq and is a predicted model, not a curated record. Gene Ontology annotation, molecular function: protein kinase A binding. The transcript has 4 exons. The coding region runs from base 602 to 3202 and encodes 866 amino acids. Gene Ontology annotation, biological process: intracellular protein localization. Gene Ontology annotation, cellular component: cytoplasm; sperm principal piece.